Molecule: messenger RNA, 4158 nt
Organism: Spirometra erinaceieuropaei
Lineage: Eukaryota; Metazoa; Platyhelminthes; Cestoda; Diphyllobothriidea; Diphyllobothriidae
Source: the annotation of a GenBank genome assembly
AUGAAGGUAGGGACAUUGUCACUUUUACGUUUGGGUUUUUGAAAGACCACACCUAGUCAUUUUGGAUUAAUUAUUGGAUAACCUAACCGGUAACCAAUAUACAUUAAUUUCCCUGCACCGAAAAUACUUUUUUUACCGAGUACUUCUCGUCAUAUCUCAGCCACUCGAGGGAAUCCACACUUUUAAUUUAUGUGCUUGUUUAUGAGUUGAGACUCCUAUUCGCGUUCCAGUAACUUUGCCAUUGUCAUCGAAAUUGCUACUUUAUUUUGACGAAGCGUUUAUUAUUCCUCUUGACCACGCCGGCCAUUUUCGUCUGAGCAAGCUCUUCUCACUUCGAAGUUUUUGAAAUUUAAAGAAAACAUAUAGACAUGAUUAUUUUGGGACGACUUCCAUAGUUUUUGUCUGGUUCCAUUUUUAACUUGCAGUUCGAACUUGCGUUGUGGGUUUGAACCCAACCGAGGCCUCCAUUUCUGACAAUUUACCCAGCCAUAUACUCCGUAUUCCCAUAAAUAACCCUUUCAGCUACAGUUCCAUUGCACGAGACAAUUGUGAACGUGCUCAUUUCUCCUGCAGAUCUACGAAGUGGGAUCUAACGCAAAGCUCUUAUUGGAAAGGUCCAACCCAGACGACGACAUGGGUUGCAUAGUCGAAAAUGACCUUAUUAUCUCCGCUCUGGGAGCUGUCGUUGACGAGGCUGUCAAACAGUCUGGCACAGAGGCAUACCCUGGUUCCAUGGAAGUGAUGCACAACGUAGUUGUAGAGGACAUUCAACUGCCGAAAUCCUAUGAAGCGGAUGAUAUGCCACGCCUCCGAGUUCGUGACCGUACAUCUUCCUCCGGUGCCGCUAUUCCUAUAGAAGCUUCGCUGCUGGUACGUGGGCUUUUUCUUGGUCUGUUAUCCGUUUUUGAUUCUACUGCAUUUUUAACAUGUAACUGCUUUCCUCUUCAGGUUGGUGCGGAUGGUUUUCGAUCAACCGUCAGGAAUGUUUCAGGCAUCCACACGGUCGGGUGGGAACACGAUCAAGUGGCCAUUGUAGGCAACUUGAAUUUGCCGGAUGUAGGUUCUUCAGAAUUUCUAUCGUUAAAGUGUGUACAGUCUUCCGUUUACCUCAGCGCUUUCCCUUUCACUCGCGGAAGCUGUUCUGAAAAUUGAUUGCUCAACAGCGUUGUCGGUGUAUCAUUCCACUAAAUAUCGUUCAAUAGGUCACUAAAAUCGUAAGGCCCGUGCACCGCCAUAGCAGUAAACAACUAUGUCAUAUGUUCACGUUAGUCCUGCAUGUUUGUCAUAUUAUUUGGAGGAAGGGAAUGUUGUUUCACUUGCCGCACUCGAUUGUAUUUCGUAUGCCCCUUGUCACGUUGUUUGUGAGGAUGAAUUUAAUAUUGUUUCCCGGUUUGGCCUCCGUUUAGGACUACGAUCCUACAAUAGCCUGGCAACGUUUUACCGACAGCGGUCCAAUCGCUCUCCUGCCGGUAAGCUUGACGUGUUGUUUUUCUUUGCGUACGCAUUUACGCUUGUGAUCCGCAAAACCCUUUUCUCGACACUAGUCGCAACGCGUUAUUUUUGUUUUUAUUAAUCCCUUUUUGACCCCCUCUUCUGGAGGGUAUCAGCAUUAGCCAUUGGCUGUCUGGGGUCUAUUUUAGGUCCAAAGUUCGGUCUAGAGUUUAUGAAUUUUAUCAAAUUAUUUGUCGGUAGCCCACUACCUGCAUACGCCGGUAGUCGCCAUGCGACUGCUUACGUGGGUCCUAAAUUGAGUCCCGAGGCACUGCAGGACUACCACGUCCCGUAACCUGAUCGGGGAACGUUCCUCCACCAUAUUUAUCUACUUCCGUUUUAUCGUAGCUUGGACCCAGAAAAUGUUCAACCACUUGGAGUACGACUAAGGCCGAGGCCAAGCGUCUGAUGGCUCUUGAUGACAAGACCUUUGUGAAUGAAUUGAAUCGAUCUCUGGUGAGUCUCUUUUGUCACUUUCAGCCUCAAAGACCUUUUUUGUCCUACUUGUUUUCCUUCAUAAGCCUCGUCAAACCCACUGUCAUUUUAAAACUGCUACUAUUAAUCUGCUAGUAGAAUGUCAUAUUUACUUUCAGAAUGAACCGGCUCACCGUCCCUCUGGACUCGUGGCGUCCAUAGUUGCAGCCGUCGAGUUUGCCCUCCCCAAGUCCAGCGAAUCUUUCAUACCACCGAAAAUCCUCAGUGUCGAUCCUAACACUCGCGCGUGUUUUCCGCUUCUCUUCAGUCAUUCGACUUUCUACCACGCCCCCCGUGUAGCUUUAGUGGGGUACAUCGUACUCUGUGGCAAAAGUCUUGCUCACAUGUAGUGGACUCUCGAACACUCUUUAUUUCCUUUUUUAGAGAUGCUGCCCACAGAAUCCUCCCGCUGAGUGGCCAGGGUGUUAACAUGGGUUUUGGAGAUGCGGCCAGCCUUGCAAAAUAUCUCAAUGAGGCUCUCAGUGAGGGGGCUGAUAUCGGUAGGACUUCAGCAUCCAUUUGGCUAUCUGCCCGACAUAAGCGUGCUCACCCAUUUUGUCCUUAUUCUCUACCCUCAAUUUUGUCGCGCAAAAUAUUUUUGCUGAAUUUAAACAAGUAUAAAUUAAUUAAUCCAAUUUUAUCUCAGCCUCUCCUCGGUUUUUGCGGGCCUACACCUCCGACCGACAACGCUCUGUUGUUCCUAUGGCAGCGUUUGUGGAGUUUAUUCAGGCCCUUUUUUCUACCGAUGCGACCCUCGGCACUCUCGAACCUCCAUCUCGUUCACCGUUGACGAGGCUGAGACGUUUGUCCUCGACGUUGGGCCUUUCUGACGCUAUAUUGAGUAUUCGGGGUCUUGGCCUGGAUCUGGUUGAUUCAAGCAACCAAGUAAAGGUACACUAAAGCCCUUUCCACGUCUCCCAACUCCUGACCUGACUUGGCAGUCAGCCAGCUUCAACUACUAGUUGUCCGACUGUUUUCCUCGCCGUGAGGGUUUAGACUGCCUCAUUUUUGGUGUCUAGAUUUGGAAUGCCGAAAGCAUUCACACUGUUCUUCAGAGACCUUGCAAUGCCCUUCCGAGCACAAAAUUAUGUGGCUAUCCCGCAUGCCCUUUUCAUCGUUAAUUGUUGUUGUUGGCCUCUAACUGAGCAGCUGGUUAUGCAACGUAAAAUGACUGACUGGGAAAUUACCAUUCGAGCCAUGCUGCUGUAUUUGGGUUUCUGGACUUGCGUUACUGGUGGUGUCGGCGAUGUCCAUAGCAUUUAGCAUUUCGAGAUUGGCGACAGCCUUGGCGCCGUCGCCCUGUUGUCGUACUCUUGUAAUACCUCCUCGACAUUGCAGUUGCCCAGAAUUGCAGUUGUGCCAGAAUUUGCAUCAAACAUGCCAUCUAGACCGCAUAAUCCAGUCGACCGACAGACUUUGGCAGACCAGUGGCGCUCGAAGUGAGGCGUCCUUCUUAUUGAUUUGGUUCUUUCAGUCCAACGGUCUUUCAUCUAUCAUAGUACGCUACAAGUCGUGUCUUUUGAGGUCCCCUGACGACAGGAUAGCUCGAUUCUACUAUAGACUGGGAGACAGGACGCAGUGGCUCCCUUCACGCAUGCGAGAUCCUAGGCCUCCCUUCUCAUUACCUAGUGUUGCUCGUAAGAGCCGUGGAUCGGGUCUUGUGUGUGGCCCGCGUAGACGGCCUGUUGAACUUUGACAUCCGUCGCGCCCACCCCCAUUUGUGGUCAUUUUGUCCUUGCUUUGCUCCUGGAACACAGUGGCUGUGGAGGGUGAGGUGAGCCAUUCCUAGUCGCUCUUGUUAGAAGCCCGUUUACACACAGGUCGCCUGCACACCCUUCUCCCCGUCUCUUGCGGCUGGGGGAUUGUUGGUCGUUUCAAACACUGCGUAGGCGUCGCUGCAUGCAACAUUACCCCGAAUAGUUUUCCACUGAAGCCCACGCAGAGUAAAUUUUGUAACAGUCCUGUCAGGCUAUUGCUUUUCCGCAGUCUAAUUGCCGUGGAGUCCGUUUUGAUAAGGCAACAGAUGACGUCUGUUCAUUUUUAUCAACCUGGCUAGUGUGUGGACGCAGAUCCUACCUAGGUCUGAAACGCUUUAGUGCCGAAUAAGUGUGGUCUGUUCCUCUUUGCCCUUUGUAGAAAUUCUUCGUCGACGCGGCCUGCAAUGGACGGAUUCAAGUCCCCUUCUCAAAAUGA